AACAGAGCAGCUAUUGUUAGCCGAGGAGAGAACCAGCCAGCAGGUUGUGUCAGAGUUUAUCCCACAGGCCUACCCCACCACCACCUACCUGUUGAAUAUUUACAGCAUUUAUUUGCAAACCAGGUUCGAGUCACUGUCGAAGAACCGCGUCAAAACCUCAGCUGCGGUGAAAGACAGGUAAAGGAAGGAAAGGUGUUCGCGGAGGAAGACAUUAAGGAAGUAAAUAAGGAACUGACUAGGAACUCAACAGGUUAGCUACUUCAAUGUUAUAGCAGUGACUUUCUUCUCCCCCCACGUCGAAACAAACACGAAGUAAAAAAAAUGCCCCUGGGACCAUGGAGGAAGAAAAACAAGUCAACGAAGGAGCAUUUGGUGGACAAUGAGGAGGUCAGCAGCGGACACGCAGGUGCAGGGAGCCUGGGUAAGUCCGCGGUGAACGGCGCCGGGCUCCCGCCUCCACCUGCCAACCUGCGGCCCAAGCUGGUGUUUCACACGCAGCUAGCCCACGGAAGUCCCACGGGCAGGAUCGAAGGAUUCACCAACGUCAAGGAACUGUAUGCGAAAAUAGCAGAGGCUUUCAAUAUAAGCCCACCUGAGAUCCUGUUCUGCACCCUCAACACCCACAAGAUUGACAUGGAAAAGCUGCUGGGGGGUCAGAUUGGCCUUGAGGAUUUUAUCUUCGCCCACAUUAAAGGGAUCAAGAAGGAGGUGGAGGUGUAUAAAUCUGAAGACGCUCUGGGCCUCACCAUCACAGACAACGGAGCCGGCUAUGCUUUCAUAAAGCGAAUCAAAGAGGGCAGCGUCGUGGACAAAGUGAAGGUGAUCUGCGUGGGCGAUCACAUAGAGUGCAUUAAUGGCCGAAACAUCAUUGGAACGCGGCACUAUGAGGUGGCCCGCAUGCUUAAAGAGCUGCCCAGAGACAAGUCAUUCACCCUCAAACUGGUCGAGCCCAUGAAGGCUUUCGAAAUGCUUGAGCCCAGAUCGAAGGGUGCCAAACCUGCCAGUGAAAACAAAAUUGGCACGGGGAGGGGGACUCUGAGACUCCGCUCCAAAGGUCCGGCCACAGUAGAGGACGAGCCAACAGAAUUUGAAGAGAAAGCAGUGAAAAAAGUGGAUGACCUUCUGGAGAGCUACAUGGGCAUCAGAGACACUGAACUUGCUGCUACAAUGGUCGAGGUUGGCCGUGACAAGAAGAACCCAGACGAGUUUGCCAUGGCCUUAGACGAAACCCUCGGAGACUUCGCUUUUCCUGACGAGUUUGUCUUUGAUGUCUGGGGGGCCAUCGGAGAUGCCAAGCAGGGAAGAUUUUAAGUUUUGCGGCCUGCCACCGUACCACACAUUCAUAUACAUGCUCACAAACACUCACUCCCUCCCUCUCCAACUCUUGAUAUCCUCAGAAGCCAACUGGACAAACUCCGACCAGCAACAUCACAGACGGCUGAAGUGUUCUUACCAUCAGUUUGCCUUUUGGUGCAGCCUCACACUCGGAUGUAGUGUCUUAAUGUCGAGUGGGUCUGCUUGAGGAAUUUAACGUGUCAGCAUUUCAGUGUUAUCUUGUAAAAGAUAGUCAUGAAAUGUAGAAGCAUGUGCUGAAGGAUUAAAUCCAGACGUGGUAGAAACCUUGUGUAAAACCCCUUUGGAGUCAGAAUCCUCUAGCUGCAUAAUGAAACUGUUCUGUCAAACUUAGUGGUCUUUUACACUGGAUAUGAAUGGUACGUGCACACCUGCAAUAUUCUAAAACAAUCACUGUUUUAAUCACAAUUUAUAGCUGUGUCAUGUCAAAUAUACAGAUGUACACAGCUUUUUAUAACCUUUUUUAUAUGUGAACAUGCUGCAUUGUGUAAUUUAGUGUAAUUAUAGAGACUGUAGAAAUAUUUUUCUGGAAAGUUGUCUUUUCUUUUCCUCCUAUAUUUUUAAUUAUCAGUGUAAAAAUUUCUGAAUUUGGGCUACUGUUUACUUUGAUUUUCCUUAAACGCUCUCUGUGCCCUUGUACACACAUCUAAUCUUGAGCCUCGUGUCCAUCCAUCUGGAUUAUACAGCAGAGACUGAGUAAAACAGAGAACGGAGGGUUUUGUUUUUAAAUGCCUUUAGCCAAGUUAAUGGCAUGUUCCAGCAACAUUCCCUAUUUUUUUUUAUAGUCUCUCAUAUUGUGUCAAUUAAGAAAUGCACACUGAUUUUUUUUUUUCCCCCUGUAAUUUAUAAGACAUCUACUGAAACACAACUUCCCAUAAAAUCUUUGUUAAAUAAGCCAUUUUGAAGGCUGUAUCUGGAAUGGGAUCAAUUGCAAACCGCUGUCUUUAAUAAAUGCACUCACAAUAAUGUAACUGCACUAUUUAUAAUCACUGUCGAACUGAAUUUAAAUAGUGGUUUGAGUGUCAUCUACUGAUAUGAACUGUCAAAAGCAGUUGCGUAUUGUUUGACAAACCUUAAGGGAUCACUAUUGCUGGUUAGACAAUAAAAUUUGAUAUUGU
Sphaeramia orbicularis (orbiculate cardinalfish) is the source of this 2471-nucleotide messenger RNA. RefSeq names its product GIPC PDZ domain containing family, member 2 (gene gipc2). Lineage: Eukaryota; Metazoa; Chordata; Actinopteri; Kurtiformes; Apogonidae. Bases 322 to 1311 code for a protein of 329 amino acids. The record is from RefSeq and is a predicted model, not a curated record. Gene Ontology annotation, molecular function: protein binding. The transcript has 6 exons.